Messenger RNA from Dovyalis caffra, 2583 nucleotides. The record is from the annotation of a GenBank genome assembly. Lineage: Eukaryota; Viridiplantae; Streptophyta; Magnoliopsida; Malpighiales; Salicaceae.
AUGAGCCAGGAGUGGAUCGAGGAGGCGCGCUUGGCCACCGACAAGGAAUUGAGAGUGGCGAGAAAGACUCAGUUUGAUUGUCUACUGAGCAAUUGGGGUAAUUCAAGGAAAAGAUGCCUUAUGAAGCUUGCCUUGCGAAGGAAUGGAAAUCAGAGUCUUAAAUACCAAUUGGUUGGGUAUAAGAAACUUAAUCUGACAUGUCGUAAGACAAGAAGAAUGGGGCACCUUUUUCCCCUAGCAUCUGCUGAUGAUGGUGUAACUGUCAACGGUAGUCCUUCUGCAAGUACCAGCAGUGAUGUGGAGGAAAUGAGAGUUAAACUCAAUCAGUCGCUAAAAGGUGAAGAUUCUGGUGAUAAACUUGUUCAGUCUAUACAUGAUGCAGCAAGGGUUUUUGAGGUGGCAAUUAAAGAACAGGGUUCACUAUCAAAGUUUUCCUGGCUUUCGACGGCCUGGCUCGGUGUAGAUAGGAAUGCAUGGGUGAAAACACUGUGCUAUCAGGUAGAUUCUCAUCCCCUCGAAGAGAGCUUUAUCAGGGGUAAACUAUCUGCCAAACAACCUGAAGCGUAUGAAUGGUUUUGGUCUAAGCAAGUUCCGUUAGUGGUGACAUGUUUUCUUAAUUAUCUUGAAGAAGACCCACGCUUUACUGCUGCCACUGCUGUGUUUGGAAAAGGCUUGUCCUUGAGUUCAGGAAAUGGAAGUGAUAUUUCACUUCUUUUACUGGCACUGACUUGUAAUGCUGCAAUCACGAAACUUGGCCCCACAAAAGUUUCUUGCCCACAAUUCUUUUCCAUGAUUUCAGAUAUAACUGGUAGAUUGAUGGAUAUGCUGGUUGAUUUCAUUCCUAUACGCCAAGCUUAUCAUUCUAUAAAGCAUAUUGGUCUACGCAGAGAAUUUCUUGUCCAUUUUGGUCCUCGAGCUGCAACAUGCAGAGUAAAAAAUGAUCGUGGUUCAGAAGAGGUGAUUUUCUGGGUUAAUCUUGUACAGAAGCAGCUCCAGCGUGCUAUAGAUAGGGAGAGAAUAUGGUCAAGACUAACAACAUCUGAAAGUAUUGAGGUUUUGGAGAAGGAUUUAGCUAUAUUUGGAUUCUUUAUUGCCUUAGGAAGAAGUACACAAUCCUUUCUAUCUGCAAAUGGAUUUGAUGUUCUAGAUGAUCCUAUUGAAGGUUUCAUCAGGUACCUUAUUGGGGGUAGUGUUUUGUACUAUCCUCAGCUUUCAUCAAUAAGCUCCUAUCAGUUGUAUGUAGAGGUAGUCUGCGAGGAGCUGGAUUGGCUUCCUUUUUAUCCGGGCAACAUUGGCACCACAAAACUGUCUCAUGGACACAAAAAUAAGCAAAAGGGUCCUCCAAAUGCUGAAGCUAUCCCCCAAGUAUUAGACCUGUGCUCCCAUUGGAUGCAGAGUUUUAUUAAAUACAGUAAAUGGCUAGAGAAUCCUUCAAAUGUUAAGGCAGCGAGGUUCCUUUCCAGGGGGCACGACAAAUUAAUGGAGUGCAUGGAAGAACUGGGAAUAUCUCGGAAAAUGACAGAAAGCAAUAUCAAUUAUUCUGCUGAGAUAUCAGGACCUGAAAUUAAUUUGACCACUGAUAAAGGGACAGAUUCAUUCAACAAGGCUUUGGAGAGUGUUGAAGGAGCUCUUGUGAGACUGGAAGAAUUACUUCAAGAUUGGCAUGUAUCAAGCUCUAAUUCUGGGAAAGAGCAUUUAAAAGCUGCUUGUUCUGAUCUUGAGAAAAUAAGGAAACUGAAGAAAGAAGCUGAAUUUCUGGAGGCAUCUUUCAGAGCAAAAGCAGCUUCGCUUCAGCAGGGAGAGGAUGAAAGUAGUCUACAAUCUUCUAUCAGUGAGCAGCAACAAUACUUGAAAGCGAAAGGGAGGAAGAAUGCUAAAAGUAAAAUGCAAGGACUGUGGAACUUCUUUGUGCUCUCUCCAACCAAGAAGCCUGGCCCUGAUGCAGCAGUUGUAGAUGCAUCUGGAGACACAAGUAUUGGGAAAACUACUACAAGUAUAGGUAUUGGAGAGUCAGAAUCCAAUGAAAUUCGUCGUUUUGAACUUCUAAGGAAUGAACUGAUGGAACUAGAAAAACGGGUUCAGAGAAGUACUGAUCAAUAUGAAAAUGAAGAGGAUAUUAAGGUUACAGAUGAUCGUGCUAAUUACCAUGACGAGGCUGCAAGUUCUCAAUUGAUCCAGGUUGAAACGAAUGACAAUAUCAUUGAAAAAUCACUUGUUAAGCUGAAGGAAACAAGCACGGAUGUCUUGCAAGGAACUCAGCUUCUAGCUAUUGAUGUUGCUGCUGCAAUGGGUUUGCUUAAAAGGGUCUUGAUUGGAGAUGAGUUAACAGAGAAAGAAAAAAGCGCUCUCCGGAGAACUCUGACGGAUUUGGCGUCAGUGGUUCCUAUCGGCGUUCUUAUGCUUCUUCCUGUUACUGCUGUGGGACAUGCAGCAAUGUUGGCUGCUAUCCAGAGAUAUGUGCCAGCUUUGAUACCAUCCACAUAUGGACCAGAAAGGUUGGAUCUCUUGAGGCAGCUUGAGAAAGUGAAGGAAAUGGAAAGCAUUGAACUGGAUGCAAAAGAAAAUGGAGAGGUACUAUCCUGA